GCCUGUGCAUAGCCAAACUUACGUACAGUUAGCUGCGCGUCAAACGGUAGGCAGAGGCAGAGACAGACACGGCCUUCACCUCUGCCGCUGCUGCUGCUGCUGCUGCUGUUGCAAGGAAUCGCGCGUAGCUGAUGCGAGUUUAGGUUGGGUGACGUGGGCGUUCCAACUGACUCACCAGCUGGAUCCCUAAGCGCCUCGUCAACAUCCUAACGUAGUUCCAGGCCCGGGAGGAACGGACAAGCGCAAAUAGAUUUCAAGGCCCCCCGACAAGUUGCGGAAAAACAAGAAAAAAAAUAAAGAAAAAGGUCGGCUGCAGUCCGCAACCCCUUUCUCAGACCUGAAGCGACAGUUUCCCGGUAUACGUGAAACGCGGCGGGCCGAGAUCAAGGUGAAGUUCGAGUACCUGUUGCCUUCACACCCCCGCUGAUGUAUCGCUCGCUGCAUAUACGCUGCAGCUGCUGAUGCCAGAUGUACCUUAAACACCCGAUACACUUGUAUUUGUCCCACCAGGUAUUAACACAAACGAUGGAGAACAACGCUAACACGAGCGUAAAACACCAGAAAAGAGGUCCGCAGUCAUUUAAGCAGGCGGAAGAAGUCGGACUUAUCGGCAGCAGAAUCUGGACCCAACCGGAACUGACGAUACUGUUGCACGAGUACAAGAAACGAGAAUUUCUAUACGACAUGAAGAACGUGAACUACCGCAAUAAGUUCGCGCGUGAACAGGCGCUCAAGGAAAUUGCGGAUAUUUUGUGCAAAGUAAGGCCACAAACAACCGCGAUGGACGUCAAACUGAAAUUCAAUAUUUUGAGAACUCAGUAUCACGCCGAGUUGUCGAAAGAGAAAAAAUGCGCCGAAAGUGGAAAGUUUCACUUGUCAACCCUUUGGUUCAUGGAUCACAUAAAAUUUGUGAGAGGUCAUAAUCGUCGUGAAAUAUACGGCAGGCGUGAAAACGAAUCGUCGUCGGACAACAAAAGUUUUGAGCAACUGCCUCAGGUCAAUUACGAGGAUCAGGCCAGUCUGUCCGAAGAUUGCUUCGUGGAAAAUGACGAGAAGUACGAUGAGUUUGAGGACAAGGAGGCCAGCAACGCGGAGGAUCCGUUGUCCACGUUAAAAAAACGGCCAACACCGUCGGAUGUGAAAACGGAAAUGGUGUUUCUGGACACGGAAAGCGAGAUGACGUCCGAUUUUCUCGACGACAAGGAGGACGAGGACGACGGAUCUAGUCUGCCGGUUAUCAGCUCGGCGACGUCGACCUUGCACCAAAAGAGAAGCGGAACAACUGGCGAGGAAGGCGAAAAUCCCCGGAAGGCCGAAAGCUCGAACGAAGCCGCCAAGGAAAGUUCGGUUCGAACUUCCGAGGAGGAUCUAUUCGGGCAAAUUGUUGCGAAAAAAUUAAAGAAGAUAACCAACCCGAGAAAACGCGCCGAUGCGGAACUAAAAAUAUUUAGCAUUUUACACUCGGCUUUCAUCGACGAGCUCGAUACGUGAAUAAAAAUUUUUUUUAACUAACUAUUUUAUGUAUUUAAUUCCCGAGUAGUCAUAAGGCGGCCUAUGAACUUUAAUUUUCACUUUUUUCUUCCACGUGUUUUUGUUUACAAAACUUCAUAAAAUACUCCGAGAAUAAAUCAACCGGAGUGAAAUUUUUGUCUAUAAGGGAAGUCGGGAGAAAAUAAUAAAAUAAUAUCAAUUAUAAAUUAUAAGUGUACAGAACUUUUGGGGAGAGUGAGAAAGUUAUGCUUUAAUCGAAGUAUGACUGACAAUGAAAUGUUUCGAGCGAUAAAUUAAAUGGGACGUAAUAAGCUUACAUUUAACUAUAAUACAAUACUUUUCACCUCGCAAAUUCUCUUUGGUAAAAAAAUUUCGGUCAGCUACACAUGCAAAUGAUGAACUUCCAGUAAUACCAUAAAAUGAGGUCAGAUAUCCAAGGGUUUUUGGAUCAUCCAAGUAAGCUGAAGCAAUUCAAGUAAAAAAACCCGUCAGUCUCUUUUUUUUUUUUUAGAAAAUUAAGGAGAGUUUUAUACUCCUGUUCCAUAAUGUACCAUGCUUUCUUGAUAAGUAAGGAAAGAGUACAUGCAAUGCGUUUACUUACCUUGUCGUGUUGGAUGAAUGACGAUCAAGUACGAAGAUGGAGGGUGGUUAACGUUAUACUGAUAUUUAGUCAUUUAUUUUGCAAAAUAAACUGACAU
Messenger RNA from Neodiprion fabricii, 2189 nucleotides. RefSeq lists its product as uncharacterized. The record is from RefSeq and is a predicted model, not a curated record. The transcript has 7 exons. Lineage: Eukaryota; Metazoa; Arthropoda; Insecta; Hymenoptera; Diprionidae. The coding region runs from base 469 to 1491 and encodes 340 amino acids.